Thalassophryne amazonica is the source of this 1479-nucleotide messenger RNA. Its product is annotated as secreted frizzled-related protein 2. The coding region runs from base 94 to 1167 and encodes 357 amino acids. The transcript is spliced from 4 exons. The record is from RefSeq and is a predicted model, not a curated record. NCBI's taxonomy places the organism in Eukaryota, Metazoa, Chordata, Actinopteri, Batrachoidiformes, Batrachoididae. Gene Ontology annotation, biological process: non-canonical Wnt signaling pathway; negative regulation of canonical Wnt signaling pathway; canonical Wnt signaling pathway. Gene Ontology annotation, molecular function: Wnt-protein binding.
CUGCUGUUUCCUCACACACCGUCACACAGUGGUCUUCAUUACUCAACUCGCAUUUCAGGUUUUCUCUCUCUUUUUUACAACUUCUGUCCCAGUAUGACCACAUGGCUUUGUCCUCAUUUUACUUCUAGAAAAUCCUACUAUGCUGCUACCCUCUCAUUUCUCCUGCUGCUUAUUGGACCUAGCAGCACACAAGGGCUUCGUUCUGCUGCUUUAAGAGCUGAGCAGGAAGAGCGAUUGAGGAUUAGAUCUGGGGCAAUUGCUGACACCAAAACUGAAACUGGAUAUGACAAUCGACAUUCUUCUAGACUGGAAGUUGCCGUUCAAGAGGAUGCUAUUGCUCCAAGGUUUGGGACAAGUGUGAGAGAGCUGCACAGUUCCUCUCGUUGUGUCCCUAUCCCGUUGGGCAUGGCUUUAUGCCAGCACAUUGGAUAUGACACCAUGAGGAUGCCCAACCUGCUGGGCCAUGAUUCUUCUGCAGAGGCAAUACAGCAGAGCAGCAGUUGGCUGCCGCUACUUGCCCGAGAAUGCCAUCCUGACGCCCGCAUCUUCCUCUGUUCUCUCUUUGCACCUAUCUGCCUUGACAGGUUCAUAUCACCCUGCAGGAGUUUAUGUGAAUCUGUUCGGGACAGCUGCGCACCAAUCAUGGGUUGCUAUGGCUACCCCUGGCCAGAUAUCCUGCGUUGUGACCAGUAUCCUGCAGACCAUUUCAUGUGUAUCUCUUCCAUCACCAAUGUCACUGUUCACACAGUAGGACAUAGAGUGCCUCAGGCAAGCUGCCAGGAUUGUGAGCUGGAAAGGACAUCAUCUUUAAAAGAUAUGCUGGAAACAUUUUGUAGGAGUGAUUUUGUUGUGAAACUACGUCUAACACGGCUCAAGUACAGUCCAGUAAGUCUGUCCCAGUUCUCCCUGGCUGCCAAACUGACUGUUCUGAAGCAUGGACCACUGCUCGGUGGGGAGAUCCGCUCUCGUGUAGAGCUGUGGCUGGAGAGGGAUGCCACCUGUGUUAAGAACAUUACACGGCACCACCAACAAGGGGGCACCUUUCUGGUGACAGGAACAGUGCAGGGUGAGCGCCUGGUGGUUAACAAAGCUUACAUCUGGCAAAGAAGUGACAAGAACCUAAUGGCUGCAGCACGAAGAUGGAAACACCACCGAUGCAGGCGCUAGGAUUAUGUCUGACAAUACAAAUAUUAAGACUGAGACUUGAGAAAAAUGUUCAAUGGCUGUGAUUAGCAAAGCAUGAAAAUAACAUUUAAAUUUUGAUAACAUAGGCUUGGUAAAAUCUUUUAAUUUCCUGUUAUGACACUAUGAGAAAAAGCAAUCACAGAAACCAUCAACUACCAUCGUGGCUCUUGGGCAAUGGAUGGCAAAGAAAAGGUAAAUGCUUCUGGAAAAUGUAUAUAUCUGUGAAUUGUAAGUAAAUACUACUGAACUAUAUUUGUAUGGUUAUGACAAAAAAUAAAAUUUAUGUUUGAAACC